AUGUCCAGAGUCCGUCCUUCUCUCCAAGAUGUGUGCGAACAGUACACGUCUGGCGAGGAUCGCAAUACCCUAGAGAACAUCGUCAGAGCCUUCCUAUUGUUCCCCACUUGGCAUCGAGCAUACCUCCUUCCGCUUGAAGACGCCAUGCGUCGGGCUGUUCCCGAUGCUCCAAGUCUAGCCCUGCCAUUCCUAGACGAGUGCCGGCCCUUCGACCAGAACAAUCCCCUCCCUUGGAUCUUGGCCACCCCGACUUUCGACCUUGAUGGGGAUAAUACGAACCCACUCUACUCCUACAAGUUUCAGAAGGGAGUUGCAGACAACCACGGGAAGCCAUCAGAUGCCCAGCGUUACAGCAAAUCAACGGGAUCACAGACGGCUCACCCCGCUUCGGUUGCCAGAAUUCUCAACGGCAAUAUUGCAGCUUGGCUAAGCGGAAAGAUCCAGAUUGACGGCAAGGCGUCGCCAACGUCAAUCCCGGACACUGUCUCCAUCGUCUCGAGAUACAAGGCCAGUCUCGAUGCCCCCAACUACACGCUAUUCUCGAACAAGGCUUCCAGGGGCGAGUGGCUUCAUAAUACGAAAGGCUCACUGGAGAGCAAGUUCCAUACCUCUCUUGAAGACCCACACAACGCUGUUCAUCUUGCCAUCGGAGGUUUCUAUCAAGACGGAGAAGAGAACGCUAAACCUGUUGAGGAUGUCCAUGGUGACAUGGGAGAGAACGAAACCGCUAGCUUCGACCCCAUAUUCUUCCUUGACCAUGCCUUCAUUGACUAUGUCUUCUGGACAUGGCAAGUCAAGCACCGCCUUACCAAGCCGGGUAGCCUGUUAGUGAAGCCCGACAUCACAGCGGGAACACUCAGCGCAGGAAGCCCUGUUCUCCCUCCGGGAAGCAAGUUGGAGAUGAGCAGUCCUCUUGCACCUUUCUUAAAGUCCGGAUGCAUCAGCGACCCUGUGUUCUACACUUUAGACGACAUCACCGACAUCAAUCAGUUGGGAUACAUGUAUGGCGAGGGUUCCCUUGACCUUCUGACCAGUGGGCCCGUUCUGGGCGACUCUGAGCUUCCACUUGUCGCUGUCGCCCGCGUCAGUGGCAUCAGCACCACGGACCAUGAGGGAUCGUUUGUCGUCCGUACCUCUGCCAAGCUUGCCGACGGUAGUGAGAUUGAGAUUGACCGCGAUGCAAUCCUCAGUCGAUGGGUUCUCGCAAAUUGCAAGAACUGUGAGAAGAACAAGCUUGAGACGUAUACUUACAUCCCUUUUGGCGCGGAUCUGAUGAGGGCAAUUAGAGCUGAGACUAAGGAGGACAUCCAUAGCAAGCUCACUGUCUCCGUCCAGACGCGCGGACAGAAUGCACCAGUCAAGGACUCAUACAGUGCUCUGCAGCCUUUGAUCGAAAUGUUUUAA
This is a messenger RNA of Colletotrichum paranaense, 1404 nucleotides long. RefSeq lists its product as uncharacterized. NCBI's taxonomy places the organism in Eukaryota, Fungi, Ascomycota, Sordariomycetes, Glomerellales, Glomerellaceae. The transcript has 3 exons. Bases 1 to 1404 code for a protein of 467 amino acids. The record is from RefSeq and is a predicted model, not a curated record. Gene Ontology annotation, molecular function: oxidoreductase activity.